ACAGGUGCCCAUCUUACCCCUAAUCUUGCGGAGUUGGUCUGUUCCAACUCGCUCGGAUCUGAUCUUCCAGACCGUGCCUCCGGCACUCUCAAGGCAGAAUUGCGCCGGCUGGGAUCGAUGCUACUGGAGUGUGCCUAUAAAACGGCGUUGCCUGCGGGGAGUGCGCUGGCGGUAGACCGUGAGGCUUUCGCGCAGCUCAUAACGACGCGAAUCUCGAAUCACCCCAAAAUUGAAGUGGUGCGAAAAGAGGUUACUACCCUCCCUGACGAACCUACUAUCAUUGCUUCCGGCCCACUGACCUCGCCAAGUCUCUCAAAUGCCAUUGCUGCUUUGAGCGGACAGGAACACCUUUACUUCUUCGACGCCAUUGCGCCGAUUGUGAGCCUAGAGUCAAUCAAUAUUGAGGUAGCCUUCCGCGCUUCACGUUAUGGGCAUGGCGAACAGGUGGAGGGUGAUUACAUCAACUGUCCGAUGAACCGUGAUGAAUAUGAUGCCUUCGUCGCUGCGUUAAUCGGUGCUGAGCGGAUUAAGUUGGAAUCUUUCGAGCAGGAACAAUUCUUUGAAGGGUGUUUACCUGUUGAAAUUUUAGCAGGUCGCGGUCAUGAGAGCUUGGCUUUUGGUCCGAUGCGUCCGGUGGGGUUGACCGACCCGCGUACCGGGCGGCGUCCUUACGCGGUAGUACAACUGCGCCAAGACAACCUUGCCGGCACGCUCUUUAACAUGGUCGGUUUUCAAACGAACCUAAAGUUUCCUGAACAGAAGCGAGUUUUCCGCAUGAUUCCUGGGCUUGAAAAAGCUGAGUUCGUGCGCUAUGGACAGAUGCACCGCAACACCUUUAUUGAUGCACCGACACUAUUAUGUCCCACGCUACAGUUCCGUGGGCGAGAAAAUCUCUUUUUUGCAGGUCAGAUUACGGGCGUUGAAAGCUACAUGGGCAACAUCGCAACGGGUUUGCUCGCCGGCUGGAAUGCCGCACGCCUCCUACAUGGUCAAGCCCCAUUCUCUCUGCCGCCCACCACUAUCCUCGGUUCUCUGUGCCAUUAUGUGACCCACGCGUUAGUCCUGCUGAUUUUCAACCGAUGA
Molecule: messenger RNA, 1083 nt
Organism: Geodia barretti
Lineage: Eukaryota; Metazoa; Porifera; Demospongiae; Tetractinellida; Geodiidae
Source: the annotation of a GenBank genome assembly